Girardinichthys multiradiatus is the source of this 1148-nucleotide messenger RNA. Its product is annotated as complement C1q-like protein 4. The transcript is spliced from 4 exons. Gene Ontology annotation, molecular function: protein binding. Bases 109 to 795 code for a protein of 228 amino acids. Lineage: Eukaryota; Metazoa; Chordata; Actinopteri; Cyprinodontiformes; Goodeidae. The record is from RefSeq and is a predicted model, not a curated record.
AAACAGUGAGGGAGGAGCCCCUAGAGAACUAUAUAUCCAUGAUUUUUCCCCAAACAGUCAUGUCUUUCACAUUCCCUUUCCUUCCGAACCUGUCUGUAUAUCACCAAAAUGAGAGCUGUUGUGUUGCUGUGUCUGCUGCAUGCGGCUGCUGGUAUGAGUGCGUACAACUGGGAAGGACCUGGGCGAGCCGCUCCGGAUCCCCUCACCAAGCCAGUCAGUGCCUGCAGUGUGGACAAGCUGUCUUGUGAGUGCUGCACGAUGGUGCGUGAGACGAACAGACUGCAGACAUACUUUGAUACAACUCUAACUAACCUGGAGAAGGAGUUAGAUAAAGCAAACCAAGGUUUUAACGCUCUUCAAGACAAACGUGUUGCCUUCUCUGUCUCUUUGUAUACCGGAGACAACUUUAAAUGUCUCGGGCCAUUUGGUGUCGACACUGUCGUCCCCUACCAGCACUCUUUCCUAAACCUCGGAAUGGCCUACAACAUGGCCUCUGGUAUCUUCAGUGUCACCUACUCCGGGGUCUACAGCCUGGCCGUGACUUCGUUUAGCGACGCCGGUUCUCCUGGUAACACGCUGGCCGUCUGCACCAGCCUGCAGGUCAACGGCCAAAUAGUGGCUGGAUCUAGAGAACUCAAUAGGAAAGACCAAGAGGACAGCACCACCAUAGCUGUUGCCCUGAAUCUGAAAGCUGGAGACAGCGUGUCCGUCAAGUUGACAAAGGGAUGCUUCCUCUGCGAUGACUCUAACCACUAUAACACUUUCAGUGCCUUUCUUCUUUAUGCUGAUGCAUAAAUUAUGGAGUUUAGUUUCCUUCUUUGUAAUGUCUUGUAAGCCCUUGCAUCAUUAUUGUCUAAUUUGUAUGAGGGAAACCUUAUUUUAAAAACCAUCCUAUAAGCAUCCAGCCUGGGUGGUGUGAAUGCUUUCCCACUUCAAAGCAUGACUAUCUUUGCUCUUAUAUUUUUUAUCAUCAGAUUAUGGCAUUUCUUGAUUGAUUUGAGACCCAAACCUCUAACACCUUCAAACCUGUAAAUGACUUUAAGACAAAGAAGUUUCCUUUAUUUGUGAUUUUCUUUUUCCUCUGAGUUGUUGUGUAUCGUCUACACACAAGGAAGUGUAAAAAAUAUAAUAAAAUACUAGAAUGUGAA